Molecule: messenger RNA, 1094 nt
Organism: Pelagomonas calceolata
Lineage: Eukaryota; Pelagophyceae; Pelagomonadales; Pelagomonadaceae
Source: the annotation of a GenBank genome assembly
CACUAGCAACGAGGCCGCCGGACUCGCGGGGCCGUAAACUCCACGUAGAGCGCUCACUUCGUACCGCGCAGCCACGACAGUACUCGUGCGAUAGCCUCAGAAGCUGUCAGCAACUUUCAGCGCGCGCCGAGCCGUAGAAAUAGAAAUAGACUCAGCCGCCGCGCCAGCCGCCGCGCGCCGCAAAAACAAACAUGGCCGCCCUCGCCAUCGACCGCAUGUUAGAUGCGGGCGCCCGGCCGAAAGAAGACGACGCCACGAACGCCAAGGACAUUUUGGGCCUCAACGUCCAGCGCUUCGCGCUCGCCCCGACGCCCGACCCCGCGCAAUUUAGCAAAGACAACUUCGGCGUCGGCUACGGUACCGACAACCAUCAAAAAGUACAAUUUGCGAAGGGCACGACCACCUUAGCUUUUAAAUUCGACGGCGGCGUCAUCAUCUCCGUCGAUUCGAGAAGUACGAUGGGCCCCUACAUCGCGUCGCAGACGGUCAAAAAAGUGAUAGAAAUCAAUCCAUUUUUAUUAGGAACGAUGGCGGGAGGCGCGGCGGACUGCGCCUUCUGGGAGCGCAAUUUGGGGACGCAGUGCCGCAUGUUUGAGCUCCGGAACAAGCGUAGAGUGUCGGUGGCCGCCGCCAGUAAGAUGCUCGCGAACACGAUGUAUCAAUAUAGAGGGCGCGGAUUGUCCAUGGGCACGAUGGUCUGCGGCUGGGACGAGAGUGGGCCGCAGCUCUACUACGUGGACGACGACGGGACGCGACUUAAGGGCGACGCCUUUUGUGUGGGGUCCGGUUCGACGUACGCCUAUGGAGUGAUCGACUCCCAUUUGAGAGCUGAUUUAACCGUGGAGGAGGCCAUUGAUCUCGGGCGGAGAGCGAUCGCGGGAGCCGCCCAUAGAGAUGCUUACAGUGGUGGCUGGAACAACCUCUACCACAUGAAGGAGACGGGCUGGGAGUUCAUCGGCGCCGUCGACACGAACGACUUGUACUACGAGCACGUCCACCCGUCGCACAUCCCCGCGCCGCCGCCGAAGCCGACGCCGUCGAACGUGCCGCGCUAGGCUUGGUGCGUCGCCCCCUCCCGCGUAACUAUUAUCUAC